Molecule: messenger RNA, 519 nt
Organism: Strongylus vulgaris
Lineage: Eukaryota; Metazoa; Nematoda; Chromadorea; Rhabditida; Strongylidae
Source: the annotation of a GenBank genome assembly
AUGUUCGCCAUCUUAUCAGUGCUCUUUGUUUUCGCUAGUGUAUUCGGUUUGAUAGUGGGAUCAAUGCCUGAGUUCCAGGAAGAUGCCAGCAACGCAUCAGCUUACCAUUAUAUGCACGUGAAAACUAGCGAGCUUGAAAAAUUGAACAAGUUUCGUACCUCAGUGGGCCGAAGUGAUGAGUUUCCUGACUUCGUCUACAAACCGACGGAUAAUCCCGCAUUCGCCCUUGUUGUUUUGGAGUACAUAUGUAUAGGAUGGUUCACAUUUGAGUACCUUGUCAGGUUGAUCAUCUACCCAAAAAGAAGUGAAUUUAUAACGAAGACGCUGAACAUCAUCGAUAUGCUGACAAUCCUUCCGUUUUACUUGGAGUUGUGCCUGCCAUUUAUUGGCAUACAUUCUCAUUUUAAAGAACUUACUGACUUCAAAGCGUUUGCAGGCGAGGACCUGGCGAAGGGAACGCAGACAUGGAUAGGUGAUUCAAAUUUCGUGCUUUAUCUGUUUGCUCGAACAACUGUCUAA